UCCAGACUCGACACGCACCCAAGCCGGCCGCUCCGGCCCGAAGUCCGCCUUUCGGAGUCUUGGUGCCGGACUCAGAGGCAAAGUGAGUCUGAGGCCAGUGGAUGAGCAGACAGAAGCUGAAAGAUCCCCAAAAAGGAUGCGUGAGAGGACCUCUCAGAACUGGAGCACGGGCCCCUGGCUGCUGGCACUUUACCUGGCCUGGCUGUGGACCCUCCUUGCCUCAGCUUCCUUGCAGCCGCCAACUCCCACAGUCCUUGUGAAGCAGGGCACCUGCGAGGUUAUUGCCGCUCAUCGCUGCUGCAACCGGAACCGCAUCGAGGAGCGCUCCCAGACUGUCAAAUGCUCUUGCUUUCCCGGCCAGGUGGCCGGCACCACGCGGGCAAAGCCCUCCUGCGUGGACGCCUCCAUCGUCCUGCAGAAGUGGUGGUGUCAGAUGGAGCCCUGCCUGCCGGGGGAGGAGUGUAAAGUGCUCCCGGACCUGUCGGGAUGGAGCUGCAGCAGCGGACACAAAGUCAAAACCACCAAGGUCACAAGAUAGCUCCUGGGGUCACGGUCUGGACAAGACAGCUUGACUGAGCCCUGGACUGAAGAAUGGUAUCGUUAUCAGCCAGCAAACAUGGAGAUUCACUUACCUGGACACACGCCCUGUGCCAAGUGCAAGAUCACUUUUUCCAGGGACAUUUCAACUGAGUUGCUCAGCCGAUAAGGACGGAUCUCCGGCCACAUACCUAGUGUUGUGCUGGGUUCUCCUGGGGGACCCAGAAGAAGGUCAAGAUACCAUCCCUGCCCUUGAGGGAUGUCCAGUCAAAUUGGAGAGUUGUGAAAGACAAUUGAGCUAAUUUAGGUUAAGACACUGUGUGCGGCUUCCGGGUCACAUGCUGUGGGCCUGUUGGGGGUGCGAGGGUGAGACUCCCACAGCCCUUCAGCCACCUCCUCGCCACAAGGCAUGAAGACAAGAGGUCACAUCCACCCCCCUCCACUUCCCUCCCUCACAUGGGUCUGAACACCCAGCAAGCUGCCAACAUGCUGAGGGGAAACCCCCUCCCCUUGAUGAGAGACCAGCUGUAUCUCAUUUGCAUGGGACCGGGUUGACUUGGGGAAGGAAAGCUGAGAUGAAGCCAGUCAACUUUCCAGCAAAGCUUCUGCAGAGGUGUGGCCUGGUUUGGGCUAUUCAUUGGGUAUGGGACGGACAGGACCUUAAAAUUACCACCAUCCAAGCACCUCAGGUUUUUGUUUGUUUGCUUAUUUCAACAGAUGAGGAAGCUGAGUCCCCGAGACUAAGAUGAAUUGGUCAAGAUCUCCCAAUUUGGGCUCCCAAAUCUCUCAGACCUUUCACUUAGCCUGGAUGUGGGAUUCCAACCUGGGCCUUCCAUGUUUGCAGGAACAGGAGCCUGCAAAGGACUGGCAGGAGAGCAGCACCAUUUUUCUUGGGAGACGCCAGAGCGGGUCCUUGUUAUUUGAAGUAAUCCAGAAUACCUAGAUGCUAGGAUGUGGGACCACCGGAUCUCCACUCUGCCUUCAGCCUCCAAAAUUACUAACAGCCCCCAUGACAGCCCAGAGGUCACUUGGCCCAGUUACACCUGAGACACUCUGAGCUGGCAGCCCUAUUGUCUAGGCUGACGCAUCCUUCCCCGAAUGCUUAGGCUUGUAUGUAACUCCCAGAGGCUCUGGCUUCAGGAGAGGCUCUGGGUGGAGUCCAGAGAUGGUCACAGUCCUCUCCCUUCAAAGGCCCUGCUGGGCAGUAGAGGAGCCCUUGCAGGGCUGGAUGGAGACUCUGUCCAGGAUUGAGGUUUGUCAGAGUCAGAAUGACACGCAGGCUUCAGAGACUCAGAGAUACGGGCUAGUUGGAUAUCUCAUCAGUAAAAGAAUUACAGGCUCAGUGACUGUGAAGAUGAGCUGGGAUCAGCUGGGAUCACCAGGAUCACAGGGCGUGUGUGGAAGGGAGUGGAGCUCGAGGGGAGGGGUGUCAGCAGAGACCAAUGUUGAAUUCUCCCCCCCAGAGGAUGGGUUGAGAGGCUCAGCCUCUCCCUGCUUCUUUCCCUUCUUCCCCAAGCAGCCAAACCAAGACUGUUCACCCUACCCGAGGGUUUAUCUUCGUGUUUGUAUUUAGUUCUGCUUUUGGUAAUGGAGUGGGAAAUGAUGCCAGCUUCUCACUAGACUGUAAAUAUCAGAACUCUGCCAACUUUGAAUCUCUGCACCUAGUGGUGUCAGGGAGUGGGGUAAGUGAAGGAAUAGGUCAGAGGUUGUCAUCACUUCCUUCAAGACCAGGGAAUGGAUUAAGGGACUGGCAAGUCUUCUGGAAAGGGCCAGAUAGCAAUUAUUUUAGGCUUUGCAGGCCACUGGAAGUCUCUGACCUAUUUUUCUUUGCUGCUGUUUUUUUUUGUUUUGUUUUGUCUUUUUAAAAAGCCUUUAAAAAAUGUAAAAACCAUUCUUAGCUCAAAAAGCUGUCCAAAACCAGACCCCAGGCCAUUUUUGGAAGGGUGCCUAUCCGAUGAAACUUUGAAGGCAGGCCAUCUCUGCAGCUUGGGAUUGCCUGCCAGCCUCCUGGCCUGCCUUGCCUGCAGUGGGAACCUGAGCAUGAGGGCUGAGUUGGGCUUUGUUUUUCUUCUAAUGUUCCUUGAGAGAUUGGUGAGUGAAUUAUUUAGGCUACAAAUGAGGCAGCUUUAGCAGAGUCAGACAAUAAGAGCCUGCUCUCCUGGAGACCAGGAGGGCUUCUCCACUCCCUCCCCAUCCCUUCAGACUGUGUCCAGGAGGCAGAGGGAGGGCGCCAGCCCCCUGCCCAUCUGCUGCAUCCACAAACGACUGGACUAUGAACCAAGAGAAUGGGGGUGAUUUUGUGUUAAAUUCCCCCACUGCCCCCACCUCAACUGCCAACUUCCACCUGCUCCUGCCUCACCCAAGGUCCUGGUUCCCUGACCCUCCCUGAUGUCCCUCAUCUCUGCUUACAGAAAAAGCCUCUUUCCUUUGGCAUAUGCUGGAAUUUGCCUCCAUUUCCUCAAGACCUACUCAUAUAUUUAUUUGGUGGGCUUUGAGGGGUGUCCCUUACACAGCCAGGGGAGCUCCACACAACACAAGAGGGUGUGGUGGAGAAAAGAAAGCCUCCCACUUCCAACAGUAGCUCCCUAGGGUCAUGUUUCCAACUAAGUCAAUAUUAGUGCACGUUUUGUAGCAACUUCAAAGGCAGUUUAGGAAUGCAAACUAAUUUUCCUGGAGCAUAGGGGUCCUGGAGUCAUUUGUCAGUGGGCUGGACUCUCCAGAUUCUCUCACAUUAUCUGGUAUCCUCACCUCCUCAGCUGUGAGGCCUUAGGAAGGUUGCUGACUACCAGAGAUCAUGUGGCUAAUUUCUGUGACCUCCUGGCAGUCUCAUUAAGGUCUGAGAGUGACAUCAUAAUUAAUGGUCCCAGACAGUUGCCUCAGGUUGAGGCUGAAGCUUCCUAAAAUCAUAAGCUUAGAGCUAGAAGGAAUUUUAGAGAUCAAUGAGGCAACUUUUCCAUUUGACAGAUUUGGAAAGGGAGGCUCAGAGAGGUUAGGUGAUUGGCUCAAAGUCACACAGUAUGUCCUACCCAGUGAUCCAGACAAGUGUUCUUUACGUGCCUCUGUACUCCAGUACAGAUGAGGAACCUGAAAAGAAGCCAGGAUUGUAGCAAGGAUGGAUGUGAAGGGGUCUUAUUCUAAAGUCUCCAAACCCUGUGAGUGCAAGGGGACAGAAUGAAGAAUGGGAAGCCUUUAGAGAAAUAUACACAGAAAGAGAGAAGUAAAGACAAAAAGGAGGGACUGGGAUAACUCAUUCAGACGAACAUCAAAAUAUCAAGGCACAGCACGUAAUAGAAGAAAACUGAUGCCACACCCAAAAUAGUUGAUUUUUGUCCUUUUUGGAGGACAUAGUGUGAAGGCCCUAUCAACCUUUGGAAUACCUGUGAAGCCAGUCUUGAUGACUUCUGGCUUCUUUAGAUUCUAGUGUGGUAGACUGCAAAACUAAGGCCCGUGGGCUGAAUUUGGCCCACUGACUCCUUUUGCAAAUAAAAUUUCAUUGGAACAUCA
Molecule: messenger RNA, 4041 nt
Organism: Neofelis nebulosa (Clouded leopard)
Lineage: Eukaryota; Metazoa; Chordata; Mammalia; Carnivora; Felidae
Gene: TAFA3
Product: TAFA chemokine like family member 3
Exons: 6
Coding region: 137-538 (133 amino acids)
Biological process (GO): positive regulation of microglial cell activation; regulation of neuroblast proliferation; neuroblast differentiation
Molecular function (GO): receptor ligand activity
Source: RefSeq, a predicted model, not a curated record